Messenger RNA from Candidozyma pseudohaemuli, 5037 nucleotides. RefSeq lists its product as uncharacterized. Gene Ontology annotation, biological process: Golgi to endosome transport. The record is from RefSeq and is a predicted model, not a curated record. Bases 1 to 5037 code for a protein of 1678 amino acids. Gene Ontology annotation, cellular component: trans-Golgi network; endosome. The transcript has a single exon. Lineage: Eukaryota; Fungi; Ascomycota; Pichiomycetes; Serinales; Metschnikowiaceae.
AUGGAAGCACUUCGGGCAAUUCCCGGAUUUGGGUCGAGAAACGUGGCUAAACUGGAUCUUUCUUCAAAGGACAAGCGCUACCUUCUGAAUGUCGAAAAGGCCUUGGCUACAUUCGAGACUCUCCAAGAGUGGGCAGACUACAUUGCCUUUCUUUCUCGAUUACAGAAAGCAUUGCAGAUUGGCGAUGACAACGUCGAGCCCCAGUCUGUCGAUUGGAUCCCUUUGAGUGAUCAGGUUUCGAAGAAAUUGGCACUUUGCCUUUCUCCAAGCCUACCCAAUGGUGUUCAUCAGAAGGCAUUGAGCAUCUAUGAGUCUAUCUUUACCGCUCUCACGAAAAACUCAUUCGAUGCUCAAAUCAAUGAAUGGCUUCCAGGGUUUGUACCCAUCAUUUCAUACGCCUCCAUGCAAUUGAAGCCUCAAGUGCUUGAUAUCUACAGGAAACACAUCAUUCAGAAACUCAACCAGAGCACAAUCAAAGCCGUUGUCAAGCCUAUCUUGUUAUCCCUCCUUGCAGUACUCGAUGAUGAAAAUUCUGAGGUUUACAAAGAUGCUUUUGCCCUCAUGGAGUCGUUCAAGGCAGCCAUGAACGAUAACUCGUUGUUCUGGCAAACACUCUUCCUUUGUAUCACUAGCAGCCCCGAAAGAAGAUUGGGUGCACUCAAUUGGUGCAAUACUCGUCUACCGUCCUUUAAACUGCUAAAGGACGAGUCUGGUCUGAAGCUUUCGGCUGAGGCAACAGCAUGUUUAAGGCCAGAGCCGGGUCUUUUAGUUCGUGCAUUUGCCGCAGCUAUCGACACAAGAACAAGCUUCAAUCUGGCCAAUGACAUCAUAGUUAUUCGUGGCUUUUUUGAUCUCUUGUUGUCUCACCUUCCACUCUCAAGUGAUGUCUUCCAGCAUGAACUCGCUUCUGCCGAUAAAGAGCUUUUGAUCAUGGCUUGUUGCACCGUUACUCUCAGAAAAGACAUGAGUUUGAAUCGUCGAUUGUGGAACUGGCUCGUGGGGCCCGAAUCUGUGGAGGACCUGGGCGACGGAGAUGUGCAUGUGAGAUACUUUGCUGAUAAUGCAUUGCCUAUACUUUCAGAGGGUGUGCUUAAAUUAGUUAACUCUAAGGAUCAUACCGAGAAGGUGAAGGGACUCAAGAUUGCAUUGUCGUUCAUGUUGGACAGAUGGGAGAUCAGUCAAUUGGUAGCACCCAGAUUUUUCACCCUGAUUUUGGAGUCCUGCUACCUUUCUGUGAAACAGAGCAGCCAAGGAAGUGACGAGAUUCUCUCGAAUACCAAACUUUUCUUUGAUGCUGUCGAGGCGAGUUUCAUUUGGGAAUACAUUAUUUGCAGUUUGAUCUUGAGCGAAUCAGCAACAAACUACGAGAUGCUAUGCUUCUUGCUUAAAAACUUCGACUUCCAUGAUCAAGAGCUUGCCACGCAUAUUCCAUUGGCAAUGCUCUGCUUGCUUAAGAAUUGCGAAAUAUCAAAGAAGUCUGUCGAAGCGCUUGAUCUCCUUCUGAGCCUUGCCCAACCACGCUUAUUUGCACCUGUGAAGAAAGUUGAGGGAAAAAGCGAUGAUCUGCUUUUGAGAUCUGUGGAGAAGUACUACGAGAAUCUUAAUGAGAACGAAGCAAGCGCAUUUCCAAUAGAGGGUGCAGAGAUGUCGUUCAUGCUUCUUGAUUCAUUGAAAGAUUGGUAUGCGCAAAGUGUUACUCAAAUCGACAUAAAUGACAGAGUCUCCUCGAUUCUUUGCACCUUUCUUUUUACAAUACCUACAGCGGACUCUAAGGAAUUCCAAUUUUCGGACAAGGUCAUACUAGAUACAGUUCUCAAGUUGGAGCCUUACAAUUUUAGUCCAGACGAGAUAAGUAACCAGAAAACCUUGAGUUUGGUGAUGGGAGCUGUCAAAUUUACUCGCUACCUCGUCAAAACGUCCAAUACUUAUCAAAGGAACAAGGUAUUGAAGAUCAUUCUUUCCAAUUUGUGGUACGCACUUAUAAGUCCAUAUCCUGCCAAUAAUGAGGUUGAGGCCGUUAAAAUCAUAUUCGAUUUGGAACUCAGUUUCGACAGUCAUGAGAUAGAGGCAGGUUUGAUAGAGAUGCUUAUUCGCACACCCAAAGAGACCAAAGCAAACGCAUUUUACAAGCUUUGGAUUCACUCUGCUGAUCUCAGUACUGCUGAGUCUCUUUUGGCAGGUCCAUUGCACCUUAUUUUGGAUGACCUUCUUGAAUCUGACCCGGCAAGCGUAAUGGCGGCUCAGAGACUUGUUCGCAAUAUUAUAAGAGAUGGUAGUGCUGGCCGCUUUUUGAAGCUUCUCACGAAUACACUCCUUUCGUUCGAUUUCAUUAGUGAUGAGACUCAUGAGGUUAAUUUGCACGAUGACAUCAAGCUUUUCACUUACAACAUUCGAACCAUACACAAAGUCAUACACAGUAAUGAAAAACUACUCAAAGAGGCUUUCAACCAUGAAUUUAUUGCGUCGGAGACAACAGAAAUUUUUGCCGCGUUGAAAGCAAACGGCUGGGAGGUUUCUAACUACAAGUCUUUGGUUUGCGCUAUUCUUCACAAGUUCUUGAACUUAAAAUUGAGUCCCGAUCUUCUCAAAGAAAAAGCCUCUCUAGAGCAUUACGCCUUUGGUAUCACAGCGGCACUUGAGCUUUUUGCUGACCUUGUUAUUGGCUCGGAGGCCGAUUUCGAAGUUCAUUUCCUCAAGUUGGUUCAGUACUGCUUAGGAUAUCUUCAAGAAAUUGAGAACGUGCCAUUUGAACUAGAAAUCAUUGAGGCCGAAUAUAUCAACAUCAUUAUGCAUUUCUUGGAUUUGACCAAGUCAAUGAACGUCGACUUGAGUUUAUUGCAUACAGCAUCUGAUUCAAAGGAUCCGAUACUUGUGUCAUUCAUUAUUGAAGGUAUCAAAAAAUGCCUGUCCUCCAUCUUGCUAGAGAAAUGGUUUGCAUUGCUCACCCGUGCUCUUUACUCUUUCAACGAAUCCGUCUUUAGCGUUAUUUUGACAUUGAAUGACGGUAUCAACACAAAGAUCAGAGAAUACCUUGAGUACGUCAAGGCUUUCCAGAAAGCAAACGAUUUCACCAAUCUUGAAUCAUCCUUCUCAAUUUUACUUUCAGGUCUCGAAGAUAUGCUUUCUAUUAGCCAUUCAUAUCUUUUAACAUCUAGCCUUAGGUCUAAUGCGAAGGUCGCUGCAGCGAAUGGAGAGUCAGGAUUUCUUGGUAACAUGAUACUGGGUGUCUUUCUGAUUGAGUCUCCAGAUUCCCGAACAGAGGAGCAAAACAAAAUACAUUCGAUGAUAAUCUCAAUUCAGGAUUCCUCGAAGUUGGCGUUCGAAAUUUGGGACUGGGGAGAGAAGGGAACUCAAAUUGUGACGUCUGACUUUGCAUCCGCCAAAUCUGCCGUUCAUUUGAGCAACAAGUUGAGAUUUCGCUCACGCAAGCUCCUAGAAGCUUUGAUGGAGUUAGAGCGACAAGAGGUUAUCGAGACUAUCAUCGAAACAUCAAGCGAAGCACAAAAUAAGAUCAAGCUUCUUCAUGUGCUCGAUAAUGGCAGACCCCAAAUAACCCUCCCACACAUCAUCAAUUCUAUUGUCACAAGAUGCUAUCCUGGAUUAUUGGAGGAAACAAAGAAGUCAUCUAUGAACUCCAUUGUAACAUCCAAACAACUUACAGAAUUUUUAGUACCAUACUUGGAGUCAGUUGAUAGUGACAUAAUUGAGGAGGUCUGGGUCAAACUAGUUCUGUUUUUCAAAGAUGUCUUGGCUCACGCCUACCAUUUCAAGGAUCUGCUUUCCGACUUUUUACGCUGCCUUGCGGUGUUAGCCACCAAGACCAGUAUUAGGAAGUCUAAUGAGAGGAAGGGAUACGGUCGAGAGCUUGCGGACCUAUUCGUUAGGAUGAUUAACGCUGCUUGUACCAUUGGGCAAUCCGGAGAAGCUGAAGGUCAGAACACAGGAGCUAACGAGCUGCUACUCAAAACUUUGACGAAACUUAUCGAAUCUGUUGACGAAGUUAUACAAGAUUCGGACAAAACUACUGCAGUGGUGAAUACGAUUGUCAAUGUCGCAUUAGCACCGGAACUUAGAAGUAAACUGAAGAGUUCCGAGCAAGCGCUUCGCUUGAUGGGUUUAAUAGGAACUGUUCAUGCUACGAAGAUCUGGAAAGUUACCGUGAGUGACUGCUUUGCGGAUAAUGCAUUCUUCACGAACGAAAAUUACCUAGCUGAAGAUUGGAAGCACCUCAUCGGUGUCUGGGUCAUGAACGAGAAAGAUGCAAUGAGCGAUCUCAUUGCAAGAGUUUCUCCACCAACUAAGAGCACCGCUGCAAACAUUUUUGUUUGGAGCGAGAAGUCUGAAAUUGAAGACAAGAUCUUUAUUUUGAAGCGGAUCGCUUACUUGAUAAUGGCUCUGCCCAAGGACCAAUUUUCUAAUCUAUUAGACGUCCUCAUUACCAAGUUAUUCGAGGUCAUUAAUGGUUCGUGCCCUCCUCUUUUCAAGUCAGAGGCAUUCUUAUUGUUGAGGGCUGUGGCACUUCAGUUCGACCAAAUGCAUCUCGUCUCUUUAUGGGAGCCUACUACACAAGCACUCGUGGAAGUUUUGAGAUCCACCUUGUCAAAAACCCAAAAGGACUUGAGCCAAAUGAGUGAGGAAGAGGUACAGCUUGUCCUCAGUACCUGUAAGCUACUUGAUCAGUUGCUCCUAUUCGGUUUUGAUGAGUUCACUUUGAAGGAAUGGAUUUUUGUGGAGACGAACCCAGCGGUGGUAACAGACACUACUAAGCACGAUUCAACUGCCUUAGUUGACUUGCUUGCUAAGUUAACAGAGAACUUUUCUGCCAAGAGCUCUCCUGUGCAAGUGACACACCCAACGCCUGGUAUACCAAACAGACCCACACUUUAUGGGGUGCAGAAGAUUGAAAAUAUUGGAAGUCUCAGAAGAUUUUUUGACCUGUUCAGCUACAUUCACUAUGAGCGUACCUACAGUUUAGCUGAAGCAGAUCAAGAGGCCACUUCGAGAGAUAUACUCAAGGACUUGAUCGCGCAUACUUAA